Messenger RNA from Anopheles darlingi, 1634 nucleotides. RefSeq names its product neuronal acetylcholine receptor subunit beta-2-like. The record is from RefSeq and is a predicted model, not a curated record. Gene Ontology annotation, molecular function: neurotransmitter receptor activity; extracellular ligand-gated monoatomic ion channel activity; transmembrane signaling receptor activity. The coding region runs from base 58 to 1344 and encodes 428 amino acids. Gene Ontology annotation, cellular component: synapse; membrane; neuron projection. NCBI's taxonomy places the organism in Eukaryota, Metazoa, Arthropoda, Insecta, Diptera, Culicidae. The transcript has 6 exons. Gene Ontology annotation, biological process: regulation of membrane potential; nervous system process; signal transduction.
CAUUGUAACAGUUGGUUGCUUAACAAUUGAUUUAGAGUUUUUUUUCUAGAGAGAAAGAUGCUCUCCCUAAUGAAAAGUAUUGUUAUAUUUGUUUUCGUAAGUUUGCUAGGCUUCACUAUUGCUUUCAAUUGCGACGGAGAGCCGUCUUCGAGCGAAGGUAAACUGCUAAAAAAGCUGUUCUGCUACAACUAUGACAAAACGGAGCGGCCUGUAAAGAACUAUAGUGCAGCUGUAAAUGUUUCGAUGAACGUUCACGUACAAAAUUACGACUUGUAUGAACGAAAAUCUACUCUCACGGCAUUCGUUUGGAUGAGUACAUCCUGGAAAGACGAGUAUCUAACCUGGGACCGUAUGGAGUAUGGGAUAGACAAGUUGAUUAUCGAAUCAAGUGAAAUAUGGACACCAACAAUAAUCCCUUUCAACAACUACAAAAGCACAGAAGCAGCAUGUUCGAACCACCGCUGCGAGGUGAAUCAGUUUGGGAAAGUAUUCUGUGUCCCACCUUGCCAGUAUGAAGCCUUUUGUGUGAGCAACACCGCUAAUUGGCCGUUCGACACACAGAACUGUUCGUUAUCUCUGGGCACCUGGGUUGAGGAUCAAGAGAAGAUAAAAAUCAACGAAAAUACCGAUAUAACGACAUAUUACAUCGCAGUACCGCAUUCGGAAUGGAAAAUGAUUUCUGCUAAUGCCAAACAAACUAUAUAUGAUAACGAUACUUAUCCUACAGUAGAAUAUACAUUUCUGCUCGAACGACACAUAGCCAUAUAUGGAGCUAUUCUAACACCUGGUUUUAUCAUGGCUUUACUGAACAUGGGUAUACUUUGGAUGAGCUGCGUCAGCUCUGAGCGACUCUACAUUCUAUGCGGAACAUGUUUGGGCCACUUCAACUAUUUGGUAUAUUUGUACUGGCGUGUUCCUUAUCAUGGCGUUUCCGUUCCAAAACUGCUGAUUUUCUUUCGCGAUUCUCUUUUGAUAAAUGUUGCGAUACUGACAUUCACUAUCAUGCUGAGGCACAUGCGUCUGUCAACCGGAAACUCGAACAGCUUUUUUGAUAAGCUGGCUAUCAAAGUAGCGUCAACCAACGUGGGAAGCAUAUUACUUCAAUCAGAACGUGUGGAUAUCGACAACAAAGAAGAGAAUGAUAAUCAUGUUGAAUCGAAUGCAGAUGGGGAUACAGUUAAUCUAGUGGUUGAGGCAACGGAAGUCAAGACUGCCAAUUGCACUAGACAAGCCGUUGUUGUAACCUUCUUGGACAGGAUCCUUUUCGUUUGCUGCCUGCUUAGCUAUAUCUUGAUGCUGUUCAAUCUACUACCAAGUGAAUAUGGAAAAAAUAUGAGCAUUUGAUGCAACAGAAUAGAUAUAACAUAGCGGGAACCAAAACUCGUUUGGUGCCAGGUAUUAUGGUUUCCAUUCUGUACCCUUAUCCUUCACUUUGAAUGCUCCCUGCGCAACAUUGAUGACGCUGAUUCCAAUUCCAAUUGGAAUUGAAAGGAUAAUCGAUCGAGUUGGGAAUAUAAUAAACUAAUACGAGUGUCAAGUACCUACACUGACAAAUAAGCAUAAAUUACAAACAAUACAUUGACAAAUAAGCUAGUUUUUGGUUGUUUUCAUCAGCUCAACCUCCUAUAUUUAUU